AUGGAUUUACCAACAAUUGACGUAGACCUUGAAGUACCUAAGAAGAUUGAAGAUGAGAAAGAGGGAGGUCCUUUGUUCCAUUGCAGUCUUUGUGAUACAGAAGUAAUUCACAAGUUGGCUCAAAUGUUCCUUCCAGGAUUAGCCUCAGCUUGUGUCGAUAACACAACAGGAGGUCUUUUCAAGACCCCUGGUUCAGUUGCUGUUGAUUUGAGAAGGGAAAUGAUUGAUUAUCUAACCUUAAGAACCGAAUCUUUUGUUGCUGAGUCUGUUAUCUUGGAAGGUGGUGAGGCAUCCGACCAUCCUUUCGACAUCAUUUCCAAUCUCGUUGACGACUUUGCAAGUUCAAAGAGAAAUUUUUUUAGUCGUGUUUCGGUAUGGUUGUUGAGCGAAAAGAGAGAAGAUAAAAUUGAUGAUUUCAUCCAAGAGAUAGACAUGAACGGUUUUUGGACGCUUGAUAGAAGAGAAAUAGUUGCAGAAACUUUGCUAAAAAAUGUUGACUUUCAUAAUUCAUUUCAUUGCACUAUGAGUUUUAGUUCUUCUCAAGACCUUGCCGAUCAUGUUUUUACUUGUAAUUUUAGACCCGUGGUUUGCCAAAAUCAAGGAUGCAAUACUAAAUUUUGUGCAAGUCAUUUGGAAAAACAUGAUUCAAUAUGCCCUUUCAAGAUAAUUUCAUGUGAACAAAAGUGUUCAAAUAACAGUAUUAUGAGACGGGAUAUGGAUAGACAUUGUAUAACUGUUUGUCCAAUGAAGCUGGUAAAUUGUCCUUUUCACGCAGUGGGUUGUCGGUCGGCUGUUGCACAGUGUAUGAUUGAAAAGCAUUGUUUGGAUGACUUACGAUCUCAUGUGUGGCACUUGCUUAAAGGUAUCUACAAGGAAGCAUUUGGGGAUGAUCUUCAACGACGAGUCAACCAAAUUGCAUUACCAAGCAACCAAUUAUCUAAAGCUCGGGAUAUUCGAUCUUUGAAGUUCAUUGUCAAGGAUGUUGAAGCUAAGCUAGGGCCUUUUGAGGUCAGUGUUGAGCAAAAAAAGAAUACAGAUACCACAAAAGAUGAAAAUGACAACAAUACAAAUAUUGACAGUGAACGAAGCACACAUGCUUCAGAUACGGUUAUUUCACCCUCAUCAAAUAAAGCUGAAGUUAAUGAUGUCUCAACUAUGCAAAUUCCAGAGAAUGUUGGCAAGAGUGAAGAAAUUGAACAUAGUAACAUUGAAAUCAAGGACAAUGAAGAAAUGAUACCAACUUCAAAUGACAAGAGUGAAGAAAAUAUUAAUAUUGAAAUCAAGGGCAAUGGAGAAACAAUGCAAACUUCAAAUGGCAAGAGUGGAGAAAUUGAACAUAGUAACAUUGAAACCAAGGGCAAUGAAGAAAUGAUACAAACUUCAAAUGGCAAGAGUGAGGAUAUUGAACAUAGUAACAUUGAAACCAAGAACAAUGAAGAAAUGAUACAAACUUCAAAUACUGCAAAGUUACCUAGUGAAGCUGAAGCCGAAGUUGGCCUUGUGAGGGAAGACAUUACAGAGAAUUAUAACGAUGUUGUCGCUAGUGAAUUAAAAUUCGAGGGCAAUGAAGAGAAUACUCGUAAAAGUAUAGAAAAAUCGGCAAAAGAAAUCAGUGCCACAAAUGAGGACCGCGUAAAUAAUAAUAGCAUAACAAACAAAUCUAUUGAAAAUGAUAACUUUGAAGAUAGUGACAAUGUACAAAGCAUUCAGAACUCAACAAUGGAAAUUGCAGGCAAUGUAGAUAAUAAUGUCAAGAACAGAUAUACUGCAGAAGAUGAUAACUUAAAAUAG
Trifolium pratense (red clover) is the source of this 1791-nucleotide messenger RNA. RefSeq lists its product as uncharacterized. Bases 1 to 1791 code for a protein of 596 amino acids. The record is from RefSeq and is a predicted model, not a curated record. Gene Ontology annotation, molecular function: zinc ion binding. The transcript has 2 exons. NCBI's taxonomy places the organism in Eukaryota, Viridiplantae, Streptophyta, Magnoliopsida, Fabales, Fabaceae.